This is a messenger RNA of Impatiens glandulifera, 2193 nucleotides long. RefSeq names its product ATPase family AAA domain-containing protein FIGL1. The coding region runs from base 1 to 2034 and encodes 677 amino acids. The record is from RefSeq and is a predicted model, not a curated record. The transcript is spliced from 13 exons. Gene Ontology annotation, molecular function: ATP hydrolysis activity; ATP binding. Lineage: Eukaryota; Viridiplantae; Streptophyta; Magnoliopsida; Ericales; Balsaminaceae.
AUGGGAGUCGAAAUGAAAAUGGCGGGAAAGAAGAAAGCCGGCGAGGUCCCGGCGACGGAAGGAGCAUCGGAGGUCUGUUGGAGAAAAGAGGUCGAUAACAACAUCAACAGGCUUCAAUCACUCCUCUUCGGUGCCGACCUUGCUUUUCAGAAGGGAGAUUUCUUUUCCGCACAAGUUCUCGCUCUCCAACUAGUAGGUUUCCUCGACUCUCAUACUCUCUCCGAUGUUGACAACGCAUUCAUUCAACCUAUUCGCCGGGAAGCUCUCUCCAAGAUCGAUGCCGCUCGACAAUCCAUUGCUGCAGAAUCUGAUCGCCUUGCAUUUGAACAAGCAGGUGUGGAUUCAGGCUGCAUCUUUAGCAAGAAAGGGAAGAUUGAUAUGUGCAGAAUUAAGGAGUCCAAGUUCUUUCAGGCACUUGUUCAGAAAACUGAGGAACCUAGCAAAGAAUCAGGAGGUCAACUGGAUAGACAAGACAAGCAAAGUUGCAAGACCUCAAAAGUAAUGACACAAGCCAAAUUGCCAUUUUUGUACAGAAACAACACAGCAACUGCUGAACGGAGCACAAAUGGUGAGACCUCUAUGAAUAACAGAAGUAUCUCUGAGGUCUCAAGUAUACUGGAAAGGGUGGAUUCACUUCAAGACACCAUCGACAACCAUGGUGGUUCUAGAUUUCCCAAACUUGAGGAAAAUAGGAUUCAUGGAAAUGGUUUCAGGACAAAAAGAACACAUAAAGAAAUCAACAGUCCAAGAGUUGAUGGAAUAAAAUCGCCAUCAUGCAAUGAAGAUGCCGAUACCGAUACUGAUGGGGCUGCAAAUGGUUUUGUAACUGCCAGGACAAAAUUGGAAAUGGAGGCAAGGCAGCAAAGGCGAGGGAUGUCAGGCUCUCCAUGUGCAUCUGUCUCUCCAAGGAAUGAUAAUAACAGGGGGGGUUAUGGUGCAAAAUCAUAUGGUUUUGCACGCCGUGGUGUACGUGGUAAUUUUGUUCCACCUGUCCGGUCCAAUGGAAACAAUACGGGUGGUGUGGCAUCACGAGGUGCAGGGAAGAGUGACGACACAUUAGAGGACUCAACAAGGAGAUGUUUGGAAAUGCUCUAUGGUCCUGAUGGUGAACUUCCUGAGAAGUUAAGGAACUUGGAACCCAGGCUUAUUGAACAUAUCAGUAAUGAAAUUAUGAACCGGGAUCCCCUUGUCCGUUGGGAUGAUAUUGCUGGGUUGGAGCAUGCUAAGAAAUGUGUUACUGAAAUGGUAAUAUGGCCAUUAUUGCGUCCCGACAUAUUCAAAGGCUGCCGUACCCCAGGGAGAGGUCUUCUUUUGUUUGGUCCUCCAGGAACUGGCAAGACGUUAAUUGGUAAAGCUAUAGCUGGAGAGGCUAAGGCAACUUUUUUCUACAUUUCUGCCAGUUCACUAACGAGUAAAUGGAUUGGUGAAGGUGAAAAAUUAGUGCGUGCUCUUUUUGGAGUUGCCAGCUGCCGCCAACCAGCUGUGAUAUUCAUUGACGAAAUAGACUCACUUCUUUCUCAGCGGAAAUCUGAAGGAGAACAUGAAUCAAGUCGACGACUGAAGACUCAAUUUCUCAUAGAGAUGGAAGGCUUUGAUAAUGGAAAUGAACAAGUUUUGCUUAUAGGAGCCACAAACAGACCCCAAGAACUCGACGAGGCAGCAAGGAGGCGACUUACUAAACGACUGUAUAUACCCCUGCCUUCCUCAGAUGCAAGAGCGUGGAUUGUGCGGCAUCUGCUACAGAAAGAUGAGUUAUUUAAGCUGAGUGAAGAGGAUAUGGAGUGCAUAUGCAAGUUAACUGAAGGAUAUUCGGGAUCAGACAUGAAGAAUCUAGUAAUGGAUGCUUCGAUGGGUCCGCUGAGGGAUGCUCUGAGGCAAGGAAUAGAGAUUACUAAUCUGAAAAAGGAGGAUUUGAGGACAGUUAUUGUUGAGGAUUUCAAGAAUGCGUUGCAAGAGGUAAGGCCAUCUGUGUCUUGUAAUGAGCUUGGGACAUACGAGGAAUGGAAUAAACAAUUUGGAAGCUUGUCAGUUUAGCAUCCAACUUUGGGGUAUAUUAUUACUUUCUCUUCCUUCUUCUAAUUCACUGCAAAAUAUAUAUAUAUAUAUAAUAUAUCAAGAUUAAACUAAAAACUCCCACUGUCUUGUUAUUUUGUGAUUUUUUUGCUUUACAAAAAACAGUUCAUAUGGGUUAAA